This is a messenger RNA of Oryctolagus cuniculus (rabbit), 936 nucleotides long. The record is from RefSeq and is a predicted model, not a curated record. Lineage: Eukaryota; Metazoa; Chordata; Mammalia; Lagomorpha; Leporidae.
AUGAGAAAUCAGACAGUUUUAACAACCUUCAUCCUGCGGGGACUGACAGACAACCCAAAACUCCAAGUUCUGCUUUUUGUGUUUUUGUUUCUCGCCUACUUGUUCAGUGUGGCUGGAAACCUCACCAUCAACCUCACACUUCUGGAUUCUCACCUUAAAACCCCCAUGUAUUUUUUUCUCCGAAAUUUCUCUUUCUUAGAAGUCUUGUUCACCACAGUCUGCAUUCCCAGAUUCCUGUACACAAUGACAACUGGAGAUAAUACCGUGACCUACAACGCUUGUGCCACCCAAUUAUUUUUUGUGGUCCUCCUAGGGGCCACAGAGUUUUUCCUGCUGGCCGCCAUGUCCUAUGACCGCUACGUGGCCAUCUGCAAGCCCCUGCACUACACGACCAUCAUGAACACCAGGGGCUACCUCAUCCUUGUCCUCUGCUCUUGGCUCGCUGGCCUCUUAAUUGUCCUCCCACCUCUCAGCAUGGGCCUCCAGCUGGAAUUCUGUGCCUCGAAUGUGAUCGAUCAUUUUGGCUGUGACGCAUCUCCCAUUCUACAGAUAACUUGCUCUGACACGGUGUUAAUUGAGAAAGUCGUCUUGAGUUUGGCCAUACUGACCCUCAUGAUUACCCUAGGGUGUGUAGUGCUUUCCUAUGCAUGCAUCCUCAAGACCAUUCUAGAGUUCCCCUCUGCUCAGCAAAGGAAGAAGGCCUUUUCCACCUGCUCCUCCCACAUGAUUGUGGUCUCCAUCUCCUAUGGCAGCUGCAUCUUCAUCUACAUCAAACCUUCAGCAAAGGAAGGAGUGGCCAUGAAUAAGGUGGUGUCAGUCCUCAUAACUUCAGUUGCCCCUUUGCUUAACCCAUUCAUUUAUGCGCUUCGAAACAAACAAGUGAAGGAAGCCUUUCAGAUCACUGUGAAAAGGAUCGCCUUUCUCACCAACAGGUGA